Molecule: messenger RNA, 2127 nt
Organism: Talaromyces atroroseus
Lineage: Eukaryota; Fungi; Ascomycota; Eurotiomycetes; Eurotiales; Trichocomaceae
Exons: 4
Coding region: 1-2127 (708 amino acids)
Biological process (GO): molybdopterin cofactor metabolic process
Molecular function (GO): molybdenum cofactor sulfurtransferase activity
Source: RefSeq, a predicted model, not a curated record
AUGGCUUCCAUUUCUCAUGGCCAUGAGUAUGAUGUCGAAGAAAUUCGGCAAAGCGAUUAUCCGAUGUUAAAAGGAGAGACAUACCUAGAUCACGCAGGUACAACCCUAUAUUCAAGCAGUUUACUCAAGGAAUACAUGGAAAAUAUGACCAAAAGUAUAUAUGGGAAUCCCCAUUCUGGUUCAACAUCCUCUCAACUUGCAACUGCCCGUGUCCAGAAGACCCGCGAACAUGUACUGCAGUUUUUUCGUGCAGAUCCAGAGCACUUUGAUCUCGUGUUCGUACUAAACGCAACAAAUGCGAUGAAGCUCGUAGCGGAGGCAUUCACCUCUCAUGGCAAACGGUUAUGGUAUGAAUAUCACUUGGAGUCACAUACGAGUGCUGUCGGGAUCCGGGAGCUCGCUAGUGCAGGACGUCAUUGCUUCGAGUCAAACAAUGAAGUUGAAAAUUGGCUUGAAGAAGGACAUCUAGUCACUGGAAAUCAAAUUGAAAACACCAUAAUGAAUGGGUCUGCAACUCAGUCUCAAGAAUUAGGGCUUUUUUCUUAUCCAGGACAAUCCAAUAUGACUGGGGCUAGACUGCCGCUGAAUUGGGUCGGACGGUUGAGGCACUCAAAAAAUCCGGCCCACGAUCGCGUGUAUACACUUCUGGAUGCUGCUGCAUUGGCGUCAACUACUCCAUUGGACUUCAGCGAUCCUGAAGAGGCGGCAGAUUUUACGGCUAUCAGCUUUUACAAGAUCUUCGGAUUCCCAGACCUUGGAGGGCUGAUUGUCCGAAAAGGUUCAGCACAUUGUCUGUUGCAACGCCGUUAUUUUGGCGGAGGCACAGUCGAUAUGGUUGUUUGCAAUGGGGAUCCAUGGCAUUCCAUGAAAGAUAGUUCUGUCCAUGGAGCUCUUGAAGAUGGCACACUGCCCUUUCACAGCAUAGUAGCUCUAGACUAUGCCCUGGCCACUUAUCAAAGACUGUACGGCUCCCUUGAGCAUGUCACUCGACAUACGUCAAGGUUAAUAUCCCAGAUGUACCACAAGUUGACUGCUUUACGACACCAAAAUGGCAAGAAAGUUUGUGAGGUCUACAAGGACCUUCAGCGAAUUAUUGCCUUCAACAUCAAAUCUGACGAUGGAUCAUGGGUCAAAUUGUCAGACCUUGAAAAUGCUGCUAACGAGCAACAUAUCCAUAUUCGGAUAGGGGAUGUAUGUAAUCACGGAGGUUUUGCGAGACACCUUGGACUAGAAGCAUGGGAGCUCAUCAGGAGCUUUAGGGCUGGGGUUCGCUGUGGUUGUAAGAAUGUCAUGAUUGGCGAUAAACCCUCUGGAAUUGCCAGAGUGAGCCUAGGCGCCAUGAGCAACAUGGAAGAUGUCGACACUUUUGUGAACUUUAUCCGACAAACUUUCACCUCUAGGGUGUCUUUAUACAUACAAAAUAUCUUGAUCUACCCGAUUCGGGGGUGCAGCGCUUGGUGGGUUGAUGACGGAGCUUCAGUGGACAUCGCAAGUCAUGGUCUAUACUGGGAUGCACAAUGGUGUUUAGUCGACCUCCAAACAGGCACCAUAAUGACACCAAAACGGUACCCUCGGAUGUUCCUCGUGUAUCCGGAAAUAGAUCUCUCUGCUCGUAUCCUUAGGAUUCGAGUACAUCGAUCUGUAUGGACUCAUUCUAUGACCGAUCAAUUUCUAACAGUGUUCCUUGAUCAUGAAGAUUCGAAUGAUAUCAUGUUUUGGGACGAGGAGAGACGCAUAAGUGUACAACUCCUUUUGUACAAAGAGCCAGACAUUCAAGCAUUCUUGACAUCCGCUCUGGGUAUUCCUUGCACCUUGGCCAAGAUUCUUAAAGAGCAAGUUGCGGAUGGUAUACUAUCUGAAACAAACACAGAUAAUCUCGAUGAAAUUACUAUCACCAAUGAUUGUCGGCCGCUUGAUUACUCUUGGCUACGAGGCAAAGCACCGAAAGCUAACGGUGCUCAGCGGCCUCGCCAAGUCUCUGUUGCUGAAACUCUGGGUGCCAACAUCGUGCUCUCCCCUCUAAGCGAAAAUGUAGGGCCUGACCAGAGCAAAGGCUUGCAUUUUGCGUACAUAGAUGAUGGCAAGACCUUGUUCCAAAUUCAAGGAGGACAGGUCGUCUCAUUCUGA